CUGAAACUCCACUGGCUCCUUCCUUCCUAACUCCUCACUUCAUAGUGCUGCGUACUAAAAACAUCGGACGCUAGGGGAUCAAGACGCAUGCCACAUUGCCUCUAUGAGGGCACUUUAACAGAUCUUUCGGGGUUUUUUUUCCCAGUAAGGGGGCUGUGGAGGGAGGACGGUUUUUUUUUUUUAUUUUCAUUGUCUGAUGACUGUUUGCACGGCUGAUUAUUGAGUUGAUUGUUUAUUAUUUUGGCUGUUGUUGCCCGACGCCCUGCGCGUUUUUUUCCUCCCUUUUUGGAAUCGGCGACCUAUCCCACGCUCACCAAUGUCCUAUCCUCAGGGUUACCUCUACCAGCCCCCGGGCUCUCUGGCUCUUUAUUCUUGUCCGGCUUACGGGGCCUCGGCUCUGGCUGCUCCGCGGAAUGAAGACUUGGCGAGGUCGUCCUCUGGCUCAGCCUUCAGUCCUUACCCGGGAUCGGCUGCUUUCUCCGCCUCGGCCGGUGCCGGCUUCUCCAGCCCGCUGUCAUACUCCACGGACCCAACUACGGGAUUCCCAUCCUACAUGAGCUCUCCAUAUGACGCGCACACGACGGGCAUGGCCGGGGCAUUGAGUUACCACCCAUACGGGAGUCCGGGGUACCCCUACCAACUCAACGACCCGGCUUACCGCAAAAACGCCACCAGGGACGCCACGGCCACCCUGAAGGCCUGGCUGCAGGAGCACAGGAAGAACCCCUACCCGACGAAAGGGGAGAAGAUCAUGCUGGCCAUUAUCACUAAGAUGACCCUGACGCAGGUCUCCACAUGGUUCGCCAACGCAAGGCGGAGGCUCAAGAAGGAGAACAAGAUGACCUGGGCGCCCAGGAAUAAGAGCGAAGACGAGGACGAGGAGGACGGGGACGGGGAGAGGAAGGAGGUGGAGCGCUCUGAGAAAACCCUGGAUAACAGCGAGGCUUCAGCGGAGGACGAAGGUAUCAGCUUGCACGUUGACACCCUGACGGACCACUCCUGCUCUGCAGAGUCUGACGGGGAGAAGGUCAGCUGUCGUGUGGGAGAGCUGGGCUCCGACCGGGCCGGCGACAAAUGCGACGAGGACGACGACGACCAGAACCACGACCCGCGGGCUCAGCUCUCGCCCAAGCCCGUCACGUCGUCGCCUCUCACGGGAGUAGAGGCUCCAGUUCUCAGCCAUCACCACCACAACCACCACCACCACCACCUCCAACACCUCCACCAUCUCCACAGCCAGCGCGAGGAUUUGGCCCGGAGCAUCGUCAAUAGCAACAAUAUCAAUACCAAUAAAUCGUCCUCAUGCCUUGACAGCAGACCCUCAACGGGGCCGCCUCAGAACCCCACAGUCAAGCCCAAAUUGUGGUCGCUGGCGGAGAUUGCUACCUCGGACCAAAAGCAGCAACAUCAGCAACUGGGGCAGCCUGGGCAACCAAACUGCCCCUCCUCCAGCGGUGGCCUCCUUACUCCCCCCACGCCUUCUACCACCUCCCCGGCUGCCAGUUCCCCCUCCCUCUACUCGGCCCCCUCCAUCCUUGGAAGACCUAUUUAUUACACUUCUCCCUUUUAUAGCAAUUACACAAACUAUGGCAACUUCAGCCCCCUGCAGGGCCAAGGGAUCCUGCGGUACACUAAUUCAUCUGGAGUGAGUCUGGCUGCUGCCGCCGCCGCUGCCGCCGCCGCCGCCGCUGCAAACGAGGGUCUCAGCUCCUCUCACCAGGCUCUGGAGGCGAGCACAAACCCCAAACACAGGCCAGACUCCCCCCUCGUUAAAAAUAACCCAAACCAGAUUGUUGUUGUCGAGCAGCAGCAGCAACAGCAUUUCAGACCCGCAAAUUUAGAAGCAAAGAAAGGUACGUAAUAAGCUGACGCGGCGCGCUGUAGAAGGCGAUUUAAUCUGGUGUUGAGUCUUGAGGUUGUAUUCUUCUUUCACUGAGGGGGGGGAUCGCCACCAUGGUGGAAGGAAAAUGAGCUCACUUGUUUCCAAUGCAAAUCAACUGGUUUUUCUUUGUGUCACUUGUCAUUGCAGUCACACCAUGGUAUGGUCUGGCAGGUUUGUUGCCUUAUAUAAAAUUAAAACAAAUAAAAAUACGACUCUUAUCAAGCGAGUUUGCAUGAGAAACAAGUGGCACCACUGGCAGAUUUCCAUUUGCUUUAAGAGGAAUACGAUUUUGGGUCUGAAUAUGAGACUAAAUGACUUAUUAUAGAUUUUACAGCGCCGUCUGAGUAAAUGAACCUGUACUAUGGCCUAUAAUUCGUUUUCAGCGCAGUGCAUUUUCUAAAAUAAUCAAUUUAUAAUUGUUCUCCAUGGUUUAACAAUAUGCACAUUUUGGUCUCUCUGACAUUGCAUCAUUACGCACGAGGCGAUGGGGACUUUCAUUUGCAACAAUCUCGCAUUAGGAACCAGUAGGUAUGUAAUAAGAAAAGCCUAUUACAAACAAACGUGCUAGAGUACACCUACAGAUAGAGACAUCCAUAUAAACCCAUUUAAAGGCAGGCCUCGCCAUGCGCAUUUACGCAAACACACACACACACACACACACACACACACACACACACACACACACACACACACACACACACACACACACACACACACACACACACACACACACACACACACAGUCACGCGCGUGCACACAAACACACGGUGGCAGCCUAUAAGCAGAGACACACGUUGCCAUAGCUUUGAGCAGGAAUUCUAUUUUUAAUAUUUCCUCUGAUAAGUGUGUGUGUGUGUGUGUGUGUGUGUGUGUGUGUGUGUGUGUGUGUGUGUGCGCGCACAGUGGGCCUCCCAAAACCUUAUCUACCAGCUCGGGGUAAUUAAAAUUACACAGGGUCAGCCAAAAGCAAACAAAUCAGUUAGUUUGCUGUGUGCACUCAUCGCGCAACUUCACAUCUUCAAAUGUCACUGAGAUGGUUGUGGCGCUCUCCUCGCGCACAUCCAAAGCUUUGCCUACACGCCGCUCGGUAGUCUGUAGUCGUUUUGUUGCUUUUUUAUUAGCGGUAAUUAGGCAGUGGGGAUUUUAAUAAGCACUCGCAGUGGAGCUGAUUUGGGUAGAGCCAGGCCGAGAAAACUUUGUGCUUUCUGGGUUUGUGGAGGGAGUUUGAUCAUUUGAUCGUGUGGGAUUUUUUUUAUUUCCAUGGUCUGCAGGUAGGUGUCACAAUUGCUUUGAGUAUAAAGCGAGUUAAGGCCACCACCUUUUAGCCCCAUGUUUUAACCCCCAUAACCUUUACUCCAAACCGGAUCUAGUGCCACCAUAUAGUAGGAAUGAAAGCUGCUACCGCCUCCUCAGCUCCACACAGGCUGAGACUCUCUCUCACAGCACAUAUGUUUGUCAGAUUAUUACUGUUGUAUCAUUUCAGCUGUUUUGUUUUUGAUGCAUUGUGGAUAAUAAUUUCAUAUGCUGGUUUGAAAAAGAUCUCCCAUUAUAUGUGAUUUACAUGUUAUUUCUCAGGUUCCUAUAGUUUGCUUAUUUGCCACGGUAUAUUAUUUUAGUAUAUAUUUACGUGUGGAAAACAUAAUUUGGCCUUUCUAUGAAACCGUAUUUGUUAAAGGAGGCGUCUUCCGACGCAAAGCGGACGGAGCUGAAGUGAACUUGAGGACUUCAAAGUGGAAUAGCCUACAUUUGAUAUUUAUUUUUUUAAAUGAUGGCGAAAUGAUGCCUAUAAUUUAUGCAAGUUGUAUUGCAAAAAUGGGAAACUGACAUCGUCUGUUUGUUUUGUAAAUAUAUAUAUAUUAUGGACGGUUUUUAUUUGAGACGCAUUUGGGAAAAAGCUACACAAUCUUGUUAUCAGGAGAACUUUUACUAAUUUAUAUCUUUGAAUGUAAAUAAAAUAAAACGCGCUGGUAUUGAUGUACUGGCGGGGUAUGAUAUUCAUUAUUCAAAGGAGAAAAUAUUAAACUGUUUUCCCAACUAUUA
Molecule: messenger RNA, 3923 nt
Organism: Dicentrarchus labrax (European seabass)
Lineage: Eukaryota; Metazoa; Chordata; Actinopteri; Moronidae
Gene: irx2a
Product: iroquois homeobox 2a
Exons: 3
Coding region: 317-1861 (514 amino acids)
Biological process (GO): cell development; regulation of transcription by RNA polymerase II; neuron differentiation
Cellular component (GO): nucleus
Molecular function (GO): RNA polymerase II cis-regulatory region sequence-specific DNA binding; DNA-binding transcription factor activity, RNA polymerase II-specific
Source: RefSeq, a predicted model, not a curated record